This is a messenger RNA of Grus americana (Whooping crane), 9990 nucleotides long. Its product is annotated as KIAA0825 ortholog. The record is from RefSeq and is a predicted model, not a curated record. The coding region runs from base 473 to 4333 and encodes 1286 amino acids. NCBI's taxonomy places the organism in Eukaryota, Metazoa, Chordata, Aves, Gruiformes, Gruidae. The transcript has 23 exons.
GUUCCCGCCUUCCCCCCGCCCCGCCCCCGGAUGUGGCGGCGCGGCCGUUCCGGGCCGUUGUCACUGACGCUCCGCGGUCGCCGGGGCUGUAGGCACGGAGCCGCGGGGGGAGCCCGGCCGGAGUUAAGAGUGGAAAGCGGUUUGGUAGGGGCGUGUGCUGGAAGACGGAAGAGACCUCGCUGAGCAGAGGACGCUGACAGAGGAACCAGGUGGAGUUCGAUAGAAACUUUCCAAGUGUCUUGUGCCACAUGAUGGCUGAUCCUUAGGGAAAAUGACGAGGUGCUGCUACAGCCAGAUAAUCGAGCCACAUAUUUUGGUGAAGAGAUUCCUGCCCCGCUGAACAAGUUGGUACUGACUCUUCAUUACGGAAGAUCACUGAUGAACUAUUAACUGAAUAUUGUGCAUAGUCCCUAAAACUGAAAACAAGAAGAUUUAAGUUACAGAGAGAACAUAUUGACUGACGAUUCUGAAAAUGGAAUGGGGAGGAGAGUAUUCUCUUGAUUCUUCCAACGUAGACUGUUUGUUAAAUGUCUUUCCUGGAGAUUUGGAGUUUCAACAAAUCCUUAGUGAUCUUGAUGAAAAAAUAAAGAAGAACUCUUCUAGCAUUGAACAGUGUCUUAAAGACCUGCAAUCAGAAGUAAAUGAAAUAUGUACUGAUGAAAUACUACAAAGCACAACUGACUGCCUUCAGUGGCUAAACAACUGCAAUUUUAGUUCUCUCAGACCUUCUUCUACACACCAUGGAGAGCUGAUGGAGUUCCUUCGGACCCUGCAAAGCUUGCUGAAGAAUGAGCAAAAUCAAGAAGAAAUGAUACUUCACUUCCUUCUGGAUCUCUCUAGUCAGUGUGGUGUCUCAUUUCCCUGUACUCCAAGUGGGAUGUCUUUUGAGUUUACAUCUUCCCUUCAUGCCAUUGAGGAUGAUUCAACGAUGGAUGUGAAAUCUCUUUGGGAUGAUGUGAGAUUGCAUCUUCGACGUUUUUUAGUAAAUAGACUGCAAAGUCAAGAAGAAGCAAAUACUAAUGCUUUACAACAACAAAUGGAAUUUAAAACUCAGUGCAUACAGCAACUUUUGUUUCUUUAUCCUGAAUCAGAAGUCUUAACGAAGUAUCAAAAUAUGCAGAAUAAACUGGUUAGUGAUCUUCUACAGAACUGUAUUUUGUCUAGUUGUGGUGAAACAAAUUUUGAUAAGGUGGUUCAUGGUUACCAAAGUUCCAUACCCACAUUGUGCACAAUGAUAAAAGAGGAUUUGUAUAUACUAAGUGGAACUAUCGACCCUUCUUCCUCAUUGAAGUUUAUUAAUGAAACUUAUUUGGAUACCAUCACUGAAGAAAUGACAGUGAUUCUUGAAAGACUUUGCGAGCUGCAGUUCAAAGAAAAUGCUCUACAUAUAGUUAAGGCAAACAAGAUUUCAAAGAAGCAUAGAGGAACAGUUCAUGCUGUGGCCUCCCAAGAAUACCACAAAAAAGGAAGGAACUUCUGCUUAACUUUAUAUCAACUCAAAUGUCUUUCUCAACUUAUCAAACUCUUUUUAUUAAUGGAAGAAAAAAUUGAAGAACUCUCUGCAGAAAUUCUGUUGGUGCCUUCAUUUACAGAGAAGAAUAAGAAUCUUCAAGGAGUUCUGAAGAAAGCUAGUGGGGAGCUUUUAAUAGGAGAAACUAGAGCAAAUGAAACCAGUGUGCUUCCUGAACAGUUACUUCAGGUAGAAGAGCCUGUUUUACUGAAUUUUGGCUGGAGAAAUGCAUUUAAAGACCUGUCGUCUUCUGUGGCUCACUGUAUAACAAUAGCAAUUGAGGAUUUUUCAACUAAAAUACUUCAACAUGAGCAGAAAGAAGAGUUUUCAGCUGCAGGCUAUGCAAUGAGUCUUGUAAACAACCAGCAAAUGAGGGAGUCCUGCGGAGCAGUCCAACAGGAGGAGCAACCAAAACGAAUUGCUAAGUUUUGUUCUGACAUCAUGGAAGAACUUGACACAUUGCUUCCAUUGGCUCUGGCAUGCAGAGAUGAUUCUCUUCAGGAAAUUAGAGCAAACUUUGUAGAGGCCUGCAGCAAAGUGGCAACAGCUGUCCUGGCAAGACUAGAGGAGAAAAGCAAAGACGUUCCCUCCAAGGCUCCCCUGCAAGACUUGUAUGCUGCGCUUUCCACAGCGAUAUAUGUCUUUCAGCAUUUUACAAUGUAUAGCAAUUUAAUGAGAGAAACGAGCAAAAAACCCCUGUUCCUAGUGCCUGUCCAGCAAUAUCAGGAAUUCAUCAACGUUCUCCAGUUUCAAGUUACGAACUACUGCGUCAGAGUUUGUGCUACAAGCAUUUUACAGGAUGCUGAGAGCCACCACUGGGAUGACUACAAAGCUUUUUAUGAGGGGGAAAGAUGCUCGUUCUCUGUCCAGAUGUGGCAUUACUUCUGCUGUGCUCUUCACCAUGAUCUAUGGACUAUUCUACCUCCCAAGAUAGCCCAGGAGAUUCUUACAGAUGUACUGGAGCAAUCUUUGUCUAUGCUGACCUCCCGAUAUUGUCAGGUCUGCCCCAGUUACAAGAGAACACCACAGAUCAGAAUUGAUAUUGCAGCAAUUUUGAUGUCCACUGAAGAUAUGCUCUGGUCAGUUUGUAGCUCUGUACGGGAGUUUCUGAAACCACAUGAAGACAGAGAUCUCAAGAUCUAUAAAAUACAUAGCCACUGCAAUAGUCUUCUCUCUGUGCUAGCUAUUUUAACUUCACCACUGAAGAAUUUGUAUGAGACAUUUGUGAACAAUUCUGAUGAACAUCUUCAUCGAGAUUUUUCCAAAGUCUUUUACCAUCCAUUACACUGGUUAUCUUGCAUACCAUCAUCCUGUUCUUCCUUACUGAAGAUUCCAUCAGCCAGAGAAAUGGCAGCCCAGGGUCAGCUGAAACUGCUCUUAUCCCAGCCGAACUGUAAUUUGAACUUGCUUUUGGAAACUUUGCUACAUCAUGAUUGUCUCUUAGUGAAAAUUUUACUGAGAAGUUCAAGAAAUGAAGUAUUGAAUCAUGAUGAACAAGAUUCUCUCUUAGAACAGAUAAAUAACAAACAGUCUACUCUGAUUGAAACAAUCUUCACAGUGUUGUCUUACUGCACUUUAUCACCCAAAUCUCUUGGCAUUGCUUUUGAGACCUACAUGGAAAAAGAGCAGUUGUGGAAUUGCUUAUACAAUAUGACAGUUUCCAGUUGUGGUGAGUCGGAGCCAGAGGUUAUCAGAUGCUUGAAGUUGACUUUGAUUAAUUCAGUCAAGGGUAUAGUGAAGCAGAUAAUUUCUUUGAUGCAUUCAUGGGAGGCAACGGAAAACUAUGGAACAUACCAACACAAGCAAAUAGUUCCUGAAAGUUUACUGAAAACAGUUCCAAAGGAAUGGAAUUACACUCCUCGGGAAAUGAAGAGAAAAGAAUCUGGGAAAUGCUUCACAAGGCUUGCAGCUCAGGCAGUAUCUAUUGUAAUCAGCAAGUUACCUACAGUGAUUGCAUGUUUGCCUCCCCCAAUUAAGUACUUCUUUUUUCUGGCUGAGAGAAAAAUGUCAAGAAACUUUGCUGAAUUGAAGAAAGCUGGUCUGCUUGUCUGGAACUUGAUUGUAAUUAUAUGUCGGAUAUUUGAGGAUGGAAAUACUGCAGAACUUUUAACAGGUGCAACACUUGACAGAUGGAGCAAAGAAAAACUCAGUUUAGUUCGUGUGUGCUUAGAAAGUAUUAUGGGAAAACAGAAAAGUGGUCCUAAGCAAGUGACCCAGAAGGUUAUACAAAGCGUUGAACAGCAAAGACCAAACUGGAUUGAAAGCCAGUUGCUGAAAGCAAGAAAAUUGAGCACAGACUGUGCCUCAGUUGCAGUAGAUGGUGCGACGUUAGAGGAAGGAGGUAUUGCACUUGGAUUCACUGAGCAGAAAAUAAACAUGAUGGUCCUGGAUAUCUGCCACAAACCAGGUGGCAGCGAGUACCUGAGGCAAAUUUAUCACAUCAUCCGGCUCAAUGAGGAAUAUUUGAAAGAGCAGCUGUCUUGUGAGAAUUCUUCUGAAGCUGAUGUUACCUCCAGUCAAUGCCUGCCUUUGACACUGAAGGGCAGAGAAGAGCCGCCUGUCUUCAACCCUUUCCAAGUGUUCAGACAGUCUUGUGCAAAAGUGUUCAAUCAGUCAACCAUUACUGAGUGGAACUGGGAUUGGUCAAACUUGCUGCCAAGUUAUUUGGGACUGAAUCAGAUGACCUUCAGGGUGCUGCUGGCAAACAGGUGGGAGAUGAAAGAAGGUGCAGAUCUUGAAGAUGAGGAGAAAGUUAUGGUGCAACACUUAAAAAAUGUUUAUUUGACACAGAGCACUCCUACCUCAGAGGAUAAAGAAGAAUAAUUACCUUGACAGGCUUCGGGUAGCACCUUUUUCUGAAUUCAACAUGAUUAACUUAAUGGCUUAGUUAUAACUGACAGGACUAGAAAGCUCAGGAAUAUAUAUCUUGAGUAGGAGUUUUGAACUAAAGAAUGUUCCCCUGUUAUUGUCUAGUCACCCCAUCCAGGCAGCAAUUGUUCACACAUGCAUAAGGCAAGCAACAAUCUAUGAAAAUGUCAAUGUCACAAAACAAGGAGGGUGUAUCUCAAUACUGCGGAGGCAUAAACCUGAAUGACAAACCAAGAACUAUUUUAAAAGUAUAAAAAAACUCUAAGAAUAAUGCAGCUUUGUACACGUGCUAAGCGUACACCCUUGCUAUGCUGCCUUGGACCGUUUUGGAGACAGAGUCAGCCUGCCCCUGGUUAGCAUUGCUCUAGGACCUUUUCUCUCCCUUGGUGCUUGUGUUCUAGUUAGUCCUGGCAUUAAAUCACCCAAAAUGUAUGAAAAAGGACAGGUAUAGGUAACAGGUCUGCAGCCCUUUGUGAGCUGCUCCAGGAUGAGUACGAGUAUGCUUGGUCGUUGUUCCCAAGCAAAACUGCAUCAGCUUUAUUGCCCUCACAAAUCCUAACACAACAUCCAGUGUGUGUUACAGCUUAAAAGCUGCAUUAUAGAGAAACUUGUUAGUGGCUUUUAAAGUUUCGAGAAGCAUCUUAUUAUUUAAAAGAAUUAUUGACAGGCACUGCUGGAAGGACUAUCUUAACAGUGAACUGAGAAGAAAAAAUUAUAAAGAAUGCAAUAUUUAUUUCUGAUAAAUAUAGCAAAAUUUCAUUUUCAAAGUAAGCCCUGUCUGAUAUUCAGAUUUUCCAAAUAUUAAAUGUUUUUCUUUCCAGUAAAGGUCCUUCCUCAAAGACUAAAAAUAGCUGAGUCAGACAGGUGGCUACUGUGACAAUAUUUUGUUGUACAGAAGAUGUGGUUAGCAUUUCCUUAGCUCUACAGAAAUAAUCCAUCAUUUUUCUAUUCGUUUCUCACAUUGGAAGUCCAAGGGAACUAUUUCCGCUGCCUGAUGAAGGACCCUGGCAAGAUCUUGCUCAGGCUGCAACCUGAGGUGCAGUUGUUCCUGCUCCCAGCACAUCUUCCCGGAGAUGUGAUUCUGGACAUAACUCAGAACACUCGACUAAGAGGAGGGCACACUUUUUUUCCUAAAGAUUUCAGCAGCAGCAUGGCUAACCAAAACACUAACGCUGCCACAGGGUCUAAUCUGAAAUGCAGUUUUUCCUCCUCUUAAUUGCUCUUUUUUUUGUCCUGUCUAUAAAAUAUCAGACCAUUUAAAAUUAAAACAGGGACCACUGCAUCUUACAAAUCUCCAAAGAUCUUGUUACAAUACCAUCAGCAAAAGGGCUGUGAGGCACCGGUGCUUCAAAACCGCUAAGAGUACUAUUUAAAGAAAAAACAGACCUUCCCCGCUGCCACUGACACAGCCAUCUCAGAUCAUAAAGAAGUGAUGAAGUGUGAAAACAAUUAUUCUCUGCUUGGUAUUUCACCUUUGAAGAUUAGUUGUGGUCUUAAGGCUUAAAACACGGCCACAGGGAUUGCCUGUGAUGGCAGGGAUGGUAUUCUGGCAGGUGAGGCACACGUGCUCCAAGCCAAACCAAUAAUGUGUUAGUGCACGCGAAAGCUGCGGUUUAGAAUAUUCUUUCCUAUUUUAUCAAAAUCUAUUGUACAUAAUUAACUUUUUGUAUAGUCACAUAAGUGAAUUUCUGUGUAUGUGGUGAAACUGACUGAAAUAUUUUUUUGUGAAAAAGCUCCCCUUCUGGGAAACACUUAUUCUGAAUAGGAUAACCUUUGCAAGUGAAAUUAACUAACUCAGAAUAAAAACCCUCACUUACUCUGAAAUGGGAAUGUCCAUAUGGGGAGUUAUUCCAAACUGGUUAUUAUCCUUUAAUUUUGUAACACACCUGGUUCUGGAAUAACCUGUAAACAGUCACAUUAAAUAGAAAAUAAUUCUUUAUGCCCCAUCUUCCCUUCUCUCCCUGCUAAAAUAAUUCAGCAGUAACCCACUGGGCAGCACUAGGACAAUUUUGUCGUUCUUCGCAAAAGUGUAUUUAUAAUCUUUAUUAAUGUGGAGCUGACAAGACAGAAUAACUAGCCUGAAUAAAAGCUGAACUUUUGCAUAGUAUUUUAUUUGGAUGUUUUUCUUAUCCAAAGCUCUCUCUAUAUAUGCGUCUUUUAGAGUAUCUGAAUGCAAGCCAAUGUGUGUUUGAAAUUGAACUUGUCCCUCAAUCCUUGCUGAGAAACAGCAGGGCUCUGCCUGUUGGCAAUGUAGUGCUCCUAUUAACUGACCUUCAGGGUGUGAAAGAAACAUCAUCUUGGCAACAUCACUUAUGCAGAAUAGAUACUUUUGCAACGUUCACAUUUCUUCAAUAAAAUUACAGUAAUAAGAUUGCUAAGAUUGCUAAAUAACAUACCAUUAAUUUAUCAAGACUGCUUACUUUAAACUUAAACCCUUAAUUGAAGAAAAAUGAAAGACACUUGAAAGAGAUGAUCAUUUUUACAUUGCAAGGUGUGUAAAAUUAGGAGUACUUGUAUAACAGAUUGCUGCUUUCUUUGUCUUUUCUUAAUGAAACAAUAGUCCUGUAUUUUUAAAGAAGUUCUGCUGAUUCUAAAAGUGACUUAAGAUUAAUUUCAUUUUGGAGAGUGAUAGGUUCAUAAAGCUGCAAUGUUUCGCUUUCACAUUUUAUGUCCUGGCUCUUUGAUACUACUUGUUGAUCGAAGAACAUCUCACAUAUAAAUAAAGGCAACAGGAGCCAGAUUUGCUGGCUGCAGUGUGGGCCCUGUGUUGCAUGAGUGCUGCUAUCUGUCCAUGCCAACUGCUCCUGGAAAGGCAGUCAAAAACAAGAAUUAAAGUCGGCCGUGUACAACAGACCUUUCUGGAUGGGCAGAAGCUGUCCUCACUGGCUCAGCAAAGGUAGUCUAAAACGAAAUCAUUAUAUUAAUGGAAAUGAAUCGGAUCAGAUAGCACAAGCUAGCUAAUUAUGCAUUAUUGUUAAUGCUUACACCUAAUUCUCAUUUAACGUUUUAGUAUGCUUAGCCCUUUUUAUAAAACAGGAUUAAACAGGAGACUUCAUGGCGUGGAAUAUCUCUGAUUACAUUUGUUCAGUAUCCAGUUCAGGGUGCUCCAAAUCUUAAUGUCUUGCCCCUUUUGAAAGGCAGAUAAUAAAAUUAGAAGCAUGGCAAAACUGAGAUAGCAUAAAUAGUAAUGAAAUUUGAGAAAGACAGGAGAAAGAGGGAGAGUUUUGGGAAAAGACAGGCGUUAAGACAUAGCCCUGCCUUUGGCAACUGCUGUCCUGACAAACAGUCUCCCACAGAUCAUGCUUUAUUCCAGGAGAGGGCUUUUGUAGAGACCACAGGCAACAAAGCUAUUUGUUCUGGAAAUACGCACGACGGCAAAUGGAUGUUCUCUAAUUCAUCUCUACAUCCUCACAGCAGUGCAAGGUAGGCAUGAGGCUGGCUUCUUCCAAUUAGCUUCCUCUGACAGAAACAUUCCAUUUCCCUCUCAGCUGGGAAGUCUUCGCAAAAUACUACUGAAUCUUAUCUACAGUAAGAUACCAAUUAUAUGCUGAUAUAAAACUAUUUUAUGGAACUUCUUAAAAAUAUGUGCAAUCAUUUUUAGUGACAGACACUAUUCAGACUUCCAAGGCAAUAGUCAAAAGACUGAGGAAUUAGACCCAUUGCCGAAUUAGGCAUGAAAUGAGACAGUAACUUGACGACAACAGUGAGAUUUCUAAGCAAGCAUAUAGAUCUUGAGGAGGUCCCGGCUGAUGCAAAGACACUUCUCUGCAGUAACUGUCCAUGUUGUAAACAGUGGUAUGAGUGGAAGCAGAAGCUCUAAAAUAAAAUAUUUUAUGUGUAAUGCCCAGGAAAUGGGUAAGGGUGAGCCUGCUUUUUCCUCCACCUUUGGAGUCCGACACUUAGGAAGCAGACUAAACCGACUGGCAUUGCCAGGUGGGCAGUACAGGAAAAGCAUGCAAGGUCUUGAGCAGGUUGGGUAUCACUGAGGACCUUGUAAUAUUCAUCAGUAAAAUGAUGAAGGAACCAGACUAUUCCUCUCUAGCAACAGCAUUCGAGAAUACGCUGUUAGCAGCAAUUGAAACAAUGAUAUAGAGCUGACAAAAGACACUCUAAAAAGCAAGGAAUCAUGCAAACAAGCAAAAAUAAAUCCAAACUCUUUUUUCUUUUUCCUGAAAAAGUGAUUCUAUAACAAGUGUCUCGGGAAGAACUGGCAAUUACCAAGUACUAAUAACAUAAAGUGAUGAUCUGAGUGAAAUUUUUACAUAUAAAUUUAGUAGACAACUACCCUAAGCUGACAACGAGCCACUCAAGUGAUGGCUAGUGCAGAUUUGAUGACCAGCAGAUCAAGCCCUUUAGAUCCAUGACAACUUCAGCUGCUAGUAAGUUGCAGCAGUCUCUGAGGAGAUACUUUAUAAUAUUUCCUACUGAAGUGUUUUAAUGUUAAAAUAGCUCAUUACCCAGUUUCUGCAGUAAAUCAAUCAAGGCUCCACAGAUACCAGUCUCAGUGUCUACACAGCCCUGAGUCACAUCCAUUCUCUGUCUAGAAAUGAAGAACCUCAUAAUGGUGAUCAUAUUUAGAAGGUAUGGUCUUCUCCAGUGACCGGCUCAAAGACCAUGCCAUGUCUGCUGUGAUAAACUCAGGGUUCAAACUUUGUUCAUGGUUUGCCGCAACAGCAGAUAAAUUUUUCUUAUCAGGACAGCUUUUUAGAAAAAUAAUCUCUUUCCAGUCCUCCCAAUAAAUGUAUAUAUAUUAAUUAAAAUUACUUUUGUAAAACAAGGACUCAUGCAUUAGAAAACACCUGAUGAAUGAUUACCACUGCCUCUAUGUGUGUUCCUUAAGAAAACUGUUAAUGACAUGGUCAUAUGUAUUUUGUCCCCAGAUGAAUUCACUAGAAGACAGAAAGAUGGUUACACAAGCAGCUUUGGUAAAAUUGUAAUUACCUAGAAUCCAAUUAUUUUAUUUUGUUGUCCCAUCAUCAGUGUUUUCUAUGGAAAAAGUCUAAUAACUUCUGGAUAUUUCAUCUCCAUAAAGAAAUAGUAUCACAUAGUUCUUCAUGUGUCAUCUUGACUCUGUUUUGUUUUCCACCUCUAUAUUGUCUUUCAGGCAUCCUUGAAAAACUUAUUGCUUAAUGUUUGUUAUAAUUUAGAAUGUGCGUACCGCUGGCACUCAGUUAUACACGGGUAAAUAAUUCAUUUUCUAGACUAACUGUCAUACAGACUUAAAGCAGUGCAGGUCCUAUAUGGGUAAUGAUUUCAGGUUUAGGGUUGUCUGAAGACUUCUGCUCCUAAUGUUUCAGGAGUUUUGUAAUAUCUACCUUUUUCCAUUGUUCUAAGCUACUUGUGUUACCUGGGAUAGUGGGAGCUAUUUGUAUGCAUUGUUGUGAAUUAUUUAUGACUUGACUUUAAUGUAUUUUUCCCCACGUUUUAUUUUCUUUAAGUUCUCUGAACUUUUAAUUCACACUUGGAAAUCCAUAGCACAUCUGUUUUCACAACCUACAAACACGUAAACACGUAUCAAUAAAGCCUAUGCCUUCUCAAACCUGAUACAGAGUCUCGGAGAACCAAGAAUUUAAUAAAUAUAAAAUUAAACCCAACAACUUCAACGUUAUCGU